Gryllus bimaculatus (two-spotted cricket) is the source of this 3027-nucleotide messenger RNA. NCBI's taxonomy places the organism in Eukaryota, Metazoa, Arthropoda, Insecta, Orthoptera, Gryllidae. The record is from the annotation of a GenBank genome assembly.
GAGGAGUCCAGGGCGACAGUGGACAGGAGGGACCGCGUCAUUCGGGGCCCCAGGGGGCGAUGCCCAUCGCUGGACACCCGGCAGAACGUCUCUGUGGCAGUGCGCUCGCGGACAGAAAAGAAUUAAACGACACAUUUCUUUCGAUUUAAAUUGGGUCGAAUGCAUGCAGGAGGACUCGCCCACCCGUGAUUGUAAUGUUGAUAUUUCUACGAAAAGCGUAGUCUUGUGUUAUACGUAAUAUGAUUUUAUGUUAUUGACAAACGUGGCAUUUAAUCACCUGGUAAUGUUUUUGAAAAUUGAAGACGUGUGAAAAAGAAAAUCAUCAUGCAUUGCAGAUUACACUUGGUUGGUGUUUUGCUUCUGACCAGUAUAGGGUUUUUGGCAUCUUCAUUAAGCUUAGAAUAUUCUGAUCAUCUUAUUCAGUUAAUAACAACCAAUGAAGAAUAUCUGACAAAUAAUCCUAUGUUGUUGUCAGCGGUCGCACAGUCAACCAACUGCAUCAACAUGGGGGAGCUUCCACAAUGCACAGCAGUGUGUCCAAGUUACAUGCUGAAACUGAAGCGCGAAGACAAGCCUCUUAUAGCAAAAAUUCGUAGAACUGGUCAUUUGAAAGGAAAAGCUGUUGUAAGGCUUGUCAAUCAUGACAUGAUUCGAGAUUUAUUGAUUCCUUCUGGAAGGCCUAAUAGAUAUCCAGCCGUUUUUCCGAGAAGUCAGUUUGAAGAAAUCAAAAUGAAAGCAAAGCACUUAAGUAUACCAGAAAAAAUUGCAUUAUUGAAUGAAGAAGAGGCGAAAAGAAAGGAAGAGGAAAAAGAGUGCAUGAGGCGUCGAGUGGCAUUGCAAGAUUUCGACAUCGGGAGAAUUGCGACGGGACCUGAUAUUGUGGGUCGAGAAUGUGACAAAACCGCACAACAAGCUAACUAUGCUCUCGCCAGAGCUUAUGAACUCAGGCAAGAGCAAGAUGAUGAUGUCAAGAAAUUCAAUUCAGUUAUUUUGCAAACUAAAUGUCACGCUAUAAGAGAGGCCCAAGUUGCAGAAAAGAAGCUCAUAGAAAAGCAGCUAAAAGAAGAAGAAAAAAGAUUGGAUGACAUGAUGGAACAAGAACGACGGAAAGCCAUACACAAAGCAGAUGAAGAAAGACGACGUGAAAUUGAGAAAAAACAAGAAUAUGUCAAGCGCUUACUAAAUCAAAUUAGAGACAAAGAAAUUUCAAAACUUCUUGAAGCUGAAAACGUAGAAUGUGAAAGUCGUAAAAUGCAAGAAUCAAAUAUACAAAUGCAACUUGAAGAAUUGGAAAAACGUAAAAAGCAGAUUGCUCUUCAAGAAAAAGUAAGAAAGGAUUUAGAAGAAGUUAAUAAUCAGUUGAAACGCUUCCGCGAAAUGGAAAAAGAAGAUGAAAAGGCUUAUGAGAUCAAGAUGAAGGAAUUGCAGAAGAUGAAAGCCGAGCAAGAGGAAUGUAGAGAACUUAGGCUAAAAGCCCAAGCUCUGUCUUACAAUCAAGCAUUUGCAAAAUGUUGGUGCACGCAAAAGAAAGAGCAUGAUAUGCGAGACAAGUUGAACGACUUACACGAGCAACGCAUUCAAGAUGAGAUCGAAAGAAGCUGGCGCAUGAAGGAACAAAUGGCAGCACGCAAGAGAUUCGAACUCAAUGAAAAGUUGAAGAUGGGCCGAGAGGCUCAAAUCGAAGACACAAGACGUAUGAGGGCUUUAGAAAUGGCGAGAGAAAAACAAGAGUACGAAAAUGUUCUCAGGGCUCAACAAGAAGCUGCACUUAAGGAAGAUGAGAAAGAGAAGAAGAGACAAAAGGAGAGUGAAAUAUAUCUGAAGGCUCUGCUGAAUCAAAUUCGCGAAAAAGAACAAACAAAAAUACGAGAGAGGCAGCAGGUACAGGAAGAAGGCAUAUUAAUGCGACUUGAAGCUAAUUGCCACGACCGCCAAAUAAAAACAAUAGUGCAAAAGAAAGUGAAUCAGUUAAGAACUCAAGUUCCCGAAGUGUACGUGAAACAAGUUGAACGACAGUUGGAAAAACCCAACCUGUAACGAUAAAAAUUACCGAAUCAAAUAUCUUCACCGGAAAUAGGAGGAGCUGCAAUAAAUGAUCUCAAAAUAAUCGAAAAUUUACUUUAUCAAUGUAUUUAUUGCAGUAGUUCCGAGAUGUUGGGUUAGGGUCUAAAAAAGAAGAAAAAAUCCGUUUCGUUCAUUAAUUUGUUUUUUAAAAGAUGUUCCUUAUACUUCCAACAUAUAAUACGUAUUUAAAUCAUUCCCGUCUUGCAGAAUAACUAAAAGCAUGCCCACAAACGAUUCACAUAAUGAUUUAAACUUACAAUCUUGAACAUUUUCGAAUUAGCACCACGGCUGGGAAUUAUUCAACUAGAACAUGAGUGAUAUACUUAUAUAUUUUAAUACCUACCUAUUUUUUAAAUAAAAUAAAAACAACAUGAAAAGUAGUAUACCUGUAUUUCAAUGCUUACUUAGUUCGUUCAGCAUAGUUAAGGCAGUACGAUUGUACUUGGAAGAAUAGCUAGUCACGUGCAUUCACGGUUUGCUUUUUGCUGUCACUUUACCUACAGUUUCAGUGUUUGGACAAGAUCACAUUUGCAAUAAUUUUAAUUUUAGUAAACCGAUAUUGCAUUAAAGAUCGGCAGAUAACUGUUUGAAAUUACAUGAGAUAAAAAUUUGUUUAUUUGUACUUAGUAGGGCACUAUGUUUCACUGUCUUAUAUUCACACGUUAUGUUUUGCUCCAUAUUGCCAAUUCUUAAAUUUUUACUGUGUAUUACUAGGAGAGAUAUUAACUCAAUUUGUGAAUUACGGUAUUUUGAAAUGUAUUAAAGUUUGUAACAUAUGCAUUUCUCUCUCUCUUAUCUUGAAAAGAAUUUACUUUUUCUUGUACUUUUUCAGUUUCAUUUAAUUUUACUUUGGAAGCAAACCCAUGAAACAAUAUUAUUAAUAGAUUUAUUUACGAAUCUUAUGUAAGGUUGUGCCCAGAAGGGGUGAGAUUUUUGAAAUAUAUGUGUAUGUCUUGUGUGAUA